UAAUUAAAUAAUACUGUUAAUUUAGCUGUAAUCAAGUUGUAAAUACAGGUAAACAUGUCGUUCCUAGGGGCAACACUGGCACGAUGCUGUCGUCAAAUGACAGUUGGCGCGUCGCAGCCUAUCGCCAUUUUUGCCAGAACAACAAAUAUUCAAGCUUCGCCAUUGACAACUGGAAUUAAAACGAUUCAGUCGCAAUUUGGAUUUCUCAGUGUACGUAAUUUUGCUAGCAAAGGAAAAAUGGGUUUACCUCGUGUCUUCUUUGAUAUGACCGCUGAUGGUCAACCUUUGGGCCGUAUUGUUAUGGAGCUCCGUAGCGAUGUUGUUCCAAAGACCGCUGAGAAUUUCCGUGCUCUCUGCACCGGUGAAAAGGGUUUCGGCUACAAGGGUUCCUCUUUCCAUCGUGUCAUUCCCAACUUCAUGUGCCAGGGUGGUGAUUUCACAAACCACAAUGGUACCGGCGGUAGAUCCAUCUAUGGCAACAAGUUCGCUGACGAGAACUUCACCUUGAAGCACACCGGUCCCGGUAUUUUGUCCAUGGCCAACGCUGGACCCAACACCAACGGUUCUCAAUUCUUCAUCUGUACCGUCAAGACCGCCUGGUUGGACAACAAACACGUUGUCUUCGGUCAAGUUGUUGAAGGCAUGGAUAUCAUUAAGCAAAUCGAAGGUUACGGCACCCAAUCCGGCAAGACAAACAAGAAGAUUGUUGUUGCUGACUCUGGUGCCCUGUAAGCAAAACACCAGCAUCAUCAUCUAAACGACAACAACAAACAACAAAACUAUUUUAAUAAUUGUAAUUUUAAGAGUAAUCGCAACAGCAAAAAACAAAUGAAAGAUGAAAAAGCAUUUAAAACUAAACAUACUGAACAAAAAAAAAAAAACAAAGAAAAUGAAAAUGAUUAAAUACAAUUUGUUCACUUUUCUUUCUCAGUUUCUUCUCUCUUUCACAAAAAACAUACAUAGUUUGAAAUCGCAAAAAAUUACCAAUUGAAAUAAACAAAAAGAAGAAAUAUGCUUAAAGUAUAAAUUAUAUUGUUCACUCAAUAUUAUUCCCAGAUAAAAAGAAAACCUUUUUUAUUAUUUUACAAAAAUAAAACAUUCUACUUUUUUCCUGUCCAAAAA
Molecule: messenger RNA, 1122 nt
Organism: Calliphora vicina (urban bluebottle blowfly)
Lineage: Eukaryota; Metazoa; Arthropoda; Insecta; Diptera; Calliphoridae
Product: peptidyl-prolyl cis-trans isomerase-like
Exons: 2
Coding region: 55-732 (225 amino acids)
Biological process (GO): protein folding; protein peptidyl-prolyl isomerization
Cellular component (GO): intracellular membrane-bounded organelle
Molecular function (GO): peptidyl-prolyl cis-trans isomerase activity
Source: RefSeq, a predicted model, not a curated record